CAUUGAUUAAUUUAAUAAUAAAUUGACCUCGAAAUAUACUAUUUUUUAUUUAUUAUUCAUGAAAAACGAAACACGUGACCGAUAGAAUGAAUACAGCAUUACUAAAUGAAAUGAGGAUAGUUGAAAAUACUUUGUACAGGAAAGUUAACUUAUGGAUUAACUUAAAAAAAUAUCAAACAUCAUGCUGGAAUGCAACACAGAAAAGUGGAUCAACAAACCGCACAACUAUUGACACACCAAAUGUUGAAAAAUUUACAGAGAUGUCUAAGGAAUGGUGGAAUCCUAAAGGACCAACUUAUGCCUUACAUUCUAUGAAUUUAGUUCGAGUGCCAUUCAUUAGAGAUGGUCUGGUACAAUGUGCACCAAAUGAAAGAACUACAAUGCCACUGAAAGACAAAAAACUUUUGGAUGUGGGUUGUGGUGGUGGGAUCUUAUCUGAGGCUCUAAGCAGACUUGGUGCAAAGGUUACUGGUAUAGACGCAAACAAAGAAUUAGUCCAAAUAGCACAAUACCACAGUGACAUAAAUAAAGAAUUGAAUGUUAAACCAAAAUACCACCAUACUACUAUUGAGGAACACUCAAAAGAAUUUAGUAAUUACUACGACGGUGUAAUCGCAUCGGAAGUAAUAGAGCAUAUAGUAGACAAAGAGCUAUUUAUCAAAUCAUGUAUACAGGCGCUCAAACCAGAGGGACGAAUAUUUUUCACCACUCCAACAAGAACUCGAAUUACCCAAUUUCUCGGAAUAUGGCUUGCGGAAUAUGUCGUAAAUAUAAUACCGAAAGGAACGCACCAAUAUGAGUUGAUGAUGACACCAACAGAACUAACCUUUUUGUUAGAAAGAAAUAAUUGUCAUGUAGAGUUAAUAUACGGUCUUAUAUAUAAUCCUCUCACAAACAAAUGGGGUUUUGUUAAUUCACAACAGUUAUUAUUUGCUCUACAAGCUGUUAAACUAAAGUAAUGUUUAUUUAUUUAUCAAAUGUUAUAAUAAAGGUGUUAUUGUUUUA
Achroia grisella is the source of this 1005-nucleotide messenger RNA. It is a transcript of the gene Coq3, whose product is annotated as ubiquinone biosynthesis O-methyltransferase, mitochondrial. The transcript is spliced from 7 exons. Gene Ontology annotation, biological process: ubiquinone biosynthetic process. Bases 87 to 959 code for a protein of 290 amino acids. Gene Ontology annotation, molecular function: 2-methoxy-6-polyprenyl-1,4-benzoquinol methyltransferase activity. The record is from RefSeq and is a predicted model, not a curated record. NCBI's taxonomy places the organism in Eukaryota, Metazoa, Arthropoda, Insecta, Lepidoptera, Pyralidae.